AUGAACGGAACAGAGGUUCGACAGCGGAAGCCGGCGGCCGACACGAAAGAACAAACCCAGGCUUCUAGAGAUGUUGAUCCACGCCUCAAGCAUGGGAUACCCAUGCAAGUGCUGCGUUCUUUGCUUCUCGCAACCUGGUUCAAUUGCUGCUGCGUUGCUAUUCUGUUAACGCAGUUAAUCGGCUCACCUCUCUACUUCAUCAAGAAACGAUAUUAUUACUCCUGGAUGGCAUCCACCAAAAGAUCUUUCGGGCUGGUAAUUACAGCCCUUACCGAAUGGGGCUGCCCGACUUAUGUUCGGGUCAGCGGCGACGAGAGUAUACGCGGGCACAUCCACAUUGCAAGCGAUGGGCGUCUAAAGACAACUUUUCCCGAGCGACUCGUCAUGAUUGCCAACCACCAGGUGUACACCGAUUGGAUUUACCUUUGGUGGAUUGCUUACGCGAACAUGAUGCAUGGCCGCAUUUUCAUCAUUCUUAAGGAGUCCCUGAAAUACAUACCCGUCAUAGGUCAAGGCAUGACGUUCUAUGGCUUCAUAUUCAUGGCUCGAAAAUGGCUGUCCGAUAAACCACGGCUACAGCACCGCUUGGCGAAGCUAAAAACCCAACAUAGGGGUUCUGAUUCGGGCUCGCCGAAGUAUGAUCCAAUGUGGCUUUUGAUAUUCCCGGAAGGAACGAACCUCUCCCUGAACACUAAACGACGAAGCGAUGCUUAUGGCGCUAAAAACUCGUUUCCACCCCUCCAACAUCAAGUUCUUCCCCGCUCGACUGGCUUGUUUUUCUGCUUACAGCAGUUGAGAGGAACCGUUGACUGGGUAUAUGACUGCACUAUUGGCUAUGAAGGCCCUCCAAGAGGCAGUUACGCUGACAAAUAUUUCACCCUUCGGUCAACGUAUGUACAAGGACGCCCACCGACUUCCGUCAACAUGUACUGGAGGCGUUUUGCAUUUGCAGAUAUACCUCUGGAUGACCAACAGGAGUUUGAUGCCUGGCUUAGAGCCCGAUGGGCGGAGAAGGAUGCGUUACUCGAGCAAUACUUUGAGACCGGGCGAUUCCCAUCCGCUCUAGCUGGCAGUAUCGAGGUUGGCAAUGGAGAUGCAACCCAGUCGGAUGCAGCCAAAUGCGGGUAUGUCGAGGCCCAUGUCCGCUUAGGGCAUUGGACUGAAGUUGGUCGGAUAUUUAGGGUGGUAUUCGGUCUCGCUUUCCUCUGUCGGGUUCCUAAACUUACAGGGCUCUUGAACACAUGCGCUUAG
Messenger RNA from Aspergillus puulaauensis, 1251 nucleotides. RefSeq names its product lysophospholipid acyltransferase family protein. The coding region runs from base 1 to 1251 and encodes 416 amino acids. Gene Ontology annotation, cellular component: endomembrane system. Gene Ontology annotation, molecular function: acyltransferase activity. The record is from RefSeq and is a predicted model, not a curated record. The transcript has 2 exons. NCBI's taxonomy places the organism in Eukaryota, Fungi, Ascomycota, Eurotiomycetes, Eurotiales, Aspergillaceae.